AUGAAAUUCUUGAUAAUAUUUGUGGUGUUGGUCCAAUUGUUGGCGGCCGAGGAGGCGACGCCGGUCGCUGAGCAAACAGUCCGAGUAGCUGUUGAAGGCCAGCUGGUUCUUCCCGGCUAUCGAAAUUGUCGUGAAUGGUCAACUGGCGCUCGAAUAAUUCUGAGUCCAAAUCAAAUUAUCGGUUUCGUUCGCGAAGAUUGCUCAUUUCGCGUCGACAAUGUUCCAAAUGGCAGUUUUAUUGUUCAAGUCGAAAACACUGGACUCGUUUUCGAGCCUCUGCGCGUCGAUAUCACAGCUCGCGGAAAAAUGAGAGCUCGACGACUCUCACUUCUUCAGCCUUCGGUUGUUGCCCUUGAAGAUUAUCCAUUGAAGAUGACCUCACGGAGUCCUACUCGCUAUUUCCGAAAGCGUGAGGAAUGGAGAAUCACUGAUAUGCUCUUCAGCCCGAUGGUGUUGAUGCUUGUUCUGCCGCUUCUAGUCAUGCUCGUUAUACCAAAAAUGACUGCUAAUGAUCCGGAACUCAAAAAAGAGAUGGAGCAGAUGCAGCUACCAAAAAUGGACAUGCCUGAUGUCAGUGAAAUGAUGGCCAAUUUAUUUGGCGGUGGUCCGAAUCCGGCCAACAAAAAGAAAUCGGUGACGGCGGGAAGCACCCAAAGACGACGUUAA
This is a messenger RNA of Caenorhabditis bovis, 666 nucleotides long. NCBI's taxonomy places the organism in Eukaryota, Metazoa, Nematoda, Chromadorea, Rhabditida, Rhabditidae. The record is from the annotation of a GenBank genome assembly.